AUGUUGGCAACAAGGUCUGUCGCAGCUGCCUCGGCGGUGGUCAGGACGGCUACUCGCAGUGCCCUGCCUAGGCACCUUGCUGCUCGCGUCGCAGCCUCGGCUUCGGUACGCGCCGCUCAAGCAACGAGCUCGCACAACGUCCUCGCCGGCCUUCGACAGCUGCACUCGAGCUCUGUGCGUGCUUCGGACACCAAGGGCGAGGCCAUGAGCUCUCCCUCUGCGCCGCUCACCGAUGAGCUCUCCAAGACGGGCCUGUAUGAUUUCCACGUCAAGAACGGCGGCAAGAUGGUCCCCUUCGGUGGCUACCUCAUGCCCUUGACAUACGGCGAUGUGGGUCAGGUGGCUUCGCACCACCACGUCCGUACUCACGCAGGUCUCUUUGAUGUAGGCCACAUGGUGCAGCACAAGUUCAAGGGCCCUGGUGCGCUCAAGUUCCUGCAGCACCUGACACCGGCAUCGCUGACCUCUCUGCCUGCCUUCUCGUCUACGCUGUCGGUGCUGAUGUCCGAGCAAGGCGGAAUCCUGGACGAUCUCAUCAUCACCAAGCACGCCGACGACAGCUUCUACGUCGUCACCAACGCCGGUUGCCGCGCCGACGACCUAGCGUGGUUCAAAAAGCAGCUCGAUGCGUGGACGGGCGAGGCUGUCGAGCACGAGGUCAUGGACGAUUGGGGAUUGCUCGCUCUGCAGGGUCCUACGGCAGCCAAGGUGCUUGAGAAGCUGGUGGGCGACUUUGAUCUCAACACGCUCACUUUCGGCAAGAGUGCUUUUGUGCCGCUCAACAUCAACGGCGACAAGGUCGAGUGCCACGUUGCCCGAGCAGGCUACACGGGCGAGGACGGUUUUGAAAUCUCGAUUCCUCCUGCAUACACCGUGCCACUUGCCGAAGCAUUCCUCUCGGACAGCGAAGUGCAGCUAGCGGGUCUUGCAGCGCGAGACAGUCUGCGACUCGAGGCGGGCAUGUGCCUGUACGGCCACGACCUGGAUCCUACCGUCAGCCCUAUCGAAGGUGCGCUGGCUUGGGUCGUGGGCAAGGACCGCCGUGCCGCCGCCGACUUCUUGGGUGCCGAGCGUGUGCUCAAGGAGCUCAAGGAGGGUCCACCUCGUCGUCGGGUCGGUCUCUUGAUCGACGGUGGCAUUGCCCGAGAGGGUGCCAACCUGUUCACUCCCGAUGGCGAACUCGUCGGUCGUGUCACCUCGGGUAUCCCAAGCCCUACCUUGGGCAAGAACAUCGCCAUGGCGCUGGUGCAGAACGGCCAGCAUAAGAAGGGCACCAAGCUCAAGGUCGAGAUCCGAAAGAAGUUGCGAGACGCCGAGGUGGCCAAGGUGCCCUUUGUCGAGAACAAGUUCUUCCGUGGAUGA
Sporisorium graminicola is the source of this 1362-nucleotide messenger RNA. RefSeq lists its product as uncharacterized. The record is from RefSeq and is a predicted model, not a curated record. Bases 1 to 1362 code for a protein of 453 amino acids. Lineage: Eukaryota; Fungi; Basidiomycota; Ustilaginomycetes; Ustilaginales; Ustilaginaceae. Gene Ontology annotation, cellular component: mitochondrion. Gene Ontology annotation, molecular function: aminomethyltransferase activity; protein binding. Gene Ontology annotation, biological process: glycine catabolic process. The transcript has a single exon.